AAAAAAUUGAAAGUUUAAACAAUAACUAGAUUCUCCGAAUUUCAGCCAUUUCUAAGAAAUUCCAUCUUCUCAUCAAUGGCAUAUUCAGACUCUUACGCACCAUCGGCACCGGAGUUACCAGAAUCGUUCGGACAGCAACUCAACGGAGAAGAUAGAUACUGUUACGCCUAUCCACAUAGCUCCUCCGGGAUGUUCUCACCGGAAACGCAUCCGGACAUUGUGAGGAGCUUCGAGUUUUCGGACAGACACCGGAGCGGAUUCCUCUAUGAGUCGGAACUCCGGCAAGCGUUGUCGUUUUCUGGCUACGAAGGAAUUAGUAACAGAACGGUUAGGUUUCUCAUGUUCAUCUACAAGAGUCCUAGAGAUUCUCUGCUUCGGCUUGGUCCUAAAGAGUAUGUUGAGUUGUGGAAUUGCCUUGCGCAGUGGCGUGCAAUAUUUGACAGGUACGAUAGAGAUAGAAGCGGAAAGAUUUACUCUUUAGACCUCAGAGACGCUUUCUACCAUCUCGGUUGCAUGCUUCCAACCACGGUUCUCGAGCUUAUUAUCGCAUCGCAGUUUGAUGAAAAGACUGGCAAAACUGGUGAACUCUGUUUCCACAGGUUCCUCGAAUGUGGGAUGAUUGUGAAGGGAUUGACUAAGAAGUUCACAGAGAAGGACCCAGGUUACACAGGCUUCGCAACGCUCUCUUACGAGGUCUUCUUGUCGAUGGUGAUACCGUUCAUUGCCUCUUAUGAUUAAUGUUCAUGUUAUUUGUUUUUUUUUUUCUAUCUAAGCUACAAGUUGUAUGUAGAGAAUGAAAUCAAACUAGUGAAUAGGUAAGUUAUUGUUGGUGGUGGAAGAGAGCAGAGAUAUAUAAGUGAAAAUUGUGAAGAUUCUAAUAUAUAAGAAACAAUAGUGGUGUUCAAGAUUCUAAUACAAAAUGCUUAUAGCCAUUUUUAGAGCC
Eutrema salsugineum is the source of this 943-nucleotide messenger RNA. RefSeq names its product probable calcium-binding protein CML48. The coding region runs from base 76 to 738 and encodes 220 amino acids. The transcript is spliced from 5 exons. The record is from RefSeq and is a predicted model, not a curated record. Gene Ontology annotation, molecular function: calcium ion binding. NCBI's taxonomy places the organism in Eukaryota, Viridiplantae, Streptophyta, Magnoliopsida, Brassicales, Brassicaceae.